UGGCUUCUGCGGCCAAUUGCUCCUCGAAGCGGAAAAGCAUUUCUCCACAGUAGCCGUCGCCGGCGAAACCAUGGCCAGCGUGGCCGUCUUCUUUCUCUUACUAAUGUCCGUCGCUUUCGCUGCGGCUCUCCCCUCCUCCACCUUCUUCACCUACUCGGAAGCUCCCAAAUUCCGCGACGCCGACACCUGCCCCGCCUGCACUGCCGGCGACUGCGAUCCCGACCUCGUCCACAUCGCCAUGACCCUCGAUGCACAUUACCUCCGCGGAUCGAUCGCCGCCGUCCACUCCAUUCUUCGCCAUACCUCCUGCCCUGAUUCGCUCUUCUUCCACUUCCUUACCACAGCCGGAGUCUCCGAUUCCGGCAAUUCAGGCGACGAGCUCGCUGCCGCGAUGCGCACUAUAUUUCCAUCGCUCCGAUUCAGUGCCCAUCGGUUCCGCGAAGAUCGCGUACGCGGGCUCAUCUCCGGUUCGAUCCGGCCCGCCCUUGAAACACCCCUGAACUACGCCCGCAACUAUCUCGGUGAUCUCCUCCCCCUUUGCGUCCGCCGCGUCAUCUAUCUUGACUCCGACAUUCUGGUCGUCGACGACAUCCGCCUCCUCUGGGACUCAGCAUCCACAGCCUUGAACGCCGCCAAGUCCGCCGCCGUGGCGGCGCCGGAGUACUGCCACGCCAAUUUCUCCCGCUACUUCACUGCCUCGUUCUGGAAAGGGCCGUGGGGGCGCCUGCCCUUCGAGGGACGCCGUCGCAGGCCGUGCUACUUCAACACGGGCGUGAUGGUGUUGGAUCUGAAUCGGUGGCGGGCGAAGGGCUACAGUCGGAAAAUCGAGAGAUGGAUGGAGGUACAGAAGCGGAAUAGGAUCUACGAUUUAGGUUCUCUACCGCCAUUUCUCCUGGUAUUCGCCGGUGAGGUGGAGGGUUUGGAUCAUCGGUGGAACCAGCACGGGCUCGGAGGCGAUAACUUGAAAGAAAGCUGUCGUGUUCUGCAUCCAGGGCCCGUGAGCCUUCUCCAUUGGAGUGGAAAGGGGAAGCCGUGGGAUCGGAUGGAUGCCGGGAAACCUUGUCCUAUCGAUCACCUUUGGAAAGUCUACGACCUAUUUUCGACGGCGGUCACACCAUCUUCUUCCUCUUCCCUUUCCAUUUCUUGAAGCAUUUCAUUGUAGAUAGGAUAUGAUUCAAUUAUUUAGUCGUGUAAUCCGGUAUUGUAUAGCAUUGCAGAGAUUGUUGGACAGUUAUUUCA
Dendrobium catenatum is the source of this 1239-nucleotide messenger RNA. RefSeq names its product probable galacturonosyltransferase-like 6. The record is from RefSeq and is a predicted model, not a curated record. NCBI's taxonomy places the organism in Eukaryota, Viridiplantae, Streptophyta, Magnoliopsida, Asparagales, Orchidaceae. Gene Ontology annotation, cellular component: Golgi apparatus. The coding region runs from base 71 to 1147 and encodes 358 amino acids. The transcript has a single exon. Gene Ontology annotation, molecular function: glycosyltransferase activity.